CAGUUAUCAUUUUUUCAUCUCCUUAUGAAUUAUUUAAAAUUAAAUUUAAUGCAAAUUGUAGUGAACAAAUGAAUCAUAAAUUAGACAAAACGCACAACCUGCACUUUUUAGUUUAACAUCAACAUGUAGAAAGAUGCUAUAAAAAUGGAUAAAGUUAAAGAUCUUGAGCGAUGAGAAAAGCUCUAAUGGAUGGAGAUGAAAAAACCAAAACUGAAUCGAGCUAGAAAAGUGGGGAAAAGUGAGAGAACUUUUUUUUUGUUAAAAUGUGAAUGAAAAUCUCGAACAAUUACGGCAAUCAAAAUGGUUUAGAAAAGGAACAUUUCGCCAUUGCCAGAACCUUUACGCUUUCCGCAUUCAUUUUUCAUGGGAAAUAAAAGUUGUAUUGCAAAGUAAGAGAAGAGAAAAAAAAACGGGAAGUGAAAAAAUCCCAGGCAACACGAACGAAAAAUGUUUCCUUUCAAUUUUUCUGUUCAACAUAUUCGCAUGGAAAGCAUCGUCGUUCUAACAAAAUUAGCAAACCCAGGAGGGUUGUGGAGAGAUAUUGCAUAGGAGGAAAAAAUAAUGUGCUUAACAAAUAAGGAAAUUAGGACCUUACAUAGAAUUAAACAAAUAUUUAAAGGGUUAUGUGAAUUUUUUCUCAUAUAAAGAAAAGAGCUCAGUGUUCAUCGAAGCAUCGAGCUAAUUGAGUGAUUUAAAAAAUUAAUCUAAGAAAAAUCGAUCUUAUCGAAAAGUAGCGAAACAAAGGUCUCCCGUACGGAAAAAUCAUCCAUAAAACGUAUUUUUCAACCCAUCAUUUUGGAUAUUGGAAAAUGUUAUCGCUAAUAGUAAAUAAUAAUUCGUUCAAAAAUGUUGAAAAGAUAAAGUGUUUCAGUAAAUUUAAUGUGAAGUUUCAUCAAAUACACACCGACAAUUUGAUUAUAUUAAUUAAAUGGAUUACUUUACUGAUUUUUAUCACAACAACGCCAUUGUCAUGUUCAGCGGGAUAUAACGAGAAGCGUUUGCUACAUGAUCUAUUAGACUCAUAUAAUACUUUAGAACGACCUGUGGUUAAUGAAUCCGAUCCACUUCAAUUAAGUUUUGGCUUAACACUUAUGCAAAUUAUCGACGUGGAUGAAAAAAAUCAAUUGCUUGUAACAAACAUAUGGCUGAAAUUGGAAUGGAAUGAUAUGAACCUCAGAUGGAAUACGACGGAGUAUGGUGGCGUAAAAGAUUUAAGAAUUCCGCCUCAUCGAAUAUGGAAGCCCGAUGUCUUGAUGUACAAUAGUGCUGAUGAAGGAUUUGAUGGCACAUAUCCAACGAACGUUGUAGUGCGAAAUAAUGGUUCGUGUUUGUAUGUGCCACCAGGGAUAUUUAAGUCGACUUGCAAAAUCGAUAUUACAUGGUUUCCUUUUGACGAUCAACGUUGUGAAAUGAAAUUUGGCAGCUGGACCUACGAUGGUUUCCAGCUUGACCUACAACUUCAAGAUGAAACGGGAGGCGAUAUAAGUAGCUUUGUAACAAAUGGCGAAUGGGAUCUUUUAGGUGUUCCAGGAAAGAGAAAUGAAAUUUAUUACAAUUGUUGCCCGGAACCAUACGUAGACGUCACCUUUGCUAUCCUCAUACGACGGCGAACAUUAUACUACUUUUUUAAUUUAAUUGUCCCAUGUGUACUGAUUGCUUCGAUGGCAUUAUUGGGAUUUACUUUGCCCCCAGAUUCGGGAGAAAAGUUAUCAUUAGGUACAGUGAGAAUUGUUUUUCUGUACUGGUUACCUUGUAUUCUACGAAUGCAACGACCUGGAAGAGACACAUCUAUGGAAUAUCCUCCAACGCCUACGUCAGAUGCGUCGGAACGGAAAGCAACAAAUAUUCAAGAUGUUGAAUUAAGAGAAAGGUCUUCGAAAUCUCUACUAGCUAAUGUGUUAGACAUCGAUGAUGAUUUCCGACAUAAUUGUAGACCGCUAACUCCAGGAGGUACACUGCCACACAAUCCACCUUAUUUUAGAACUGUUUAUAGACAUGAUGACAAUUGUAGCAUUGGAACAAUUGGUGGCGGCAGAAUGCCUGAUGCAAUAGCACCGCAUGCAUGUAGCUUUAAUUCAUCAGCAGACUAUGAAUUGGCACUGAUAUUGAAAGAAAUACGAUUUAUAACGGAUCAAAUAAGAAAAGAUGACGAUGAUUCAGGAGUGGCGAAGGAUUGGAAAUAUGCUGCAAUGGUCGUUGAUAGACUGUGCCUUAUUAUUUUUACAUUCUUUACAAUAGCCGCCACAAUUGCUGUCCUCAUGUCAGCGCCCCACAUCAUUGUUUCGUAGCCGUUUGAAAAUGGUUAUUGUUAUUGGUUUUAUCACAAAAUCAAUUUGUUAUUCUUUAAAUUCGUCUCAAAGCUUUUCAAGUAAAAUACUUUUUUAUUUAUACCUUUUUCUCAUGUUCAUUCUCAUGAAUAGAAAGAUAAAUGAAAAGAAAAUUAUAUAUAAAUAUAUAUUGUCGUAAUAUCAAGUAGAUAUGAAAACUGUAACGAAAAAAAAGACGAAAAAUAUUGUCAAAAGAAAACUUUUUCGUCUUGCUGCUUCUACAAGCAAAAAAGCUGAACUUUUGAAUAUUAAAAUCACACAUAGUCGUAGUAUUGUUCAACCUUUUUUUAGAUAUCGCUCUCGACGUUUGAAAUGGCGAAUGGAAAUGAUGCUUCAUAAAAAAAUCAUAUUUUUCCUAAUUGAAAUGUUUAUGUUGCGUGAUGCGAGGAAUAUCUGAUAUUUCAAAAAAAAGUUUAAGUGAAUCGUUUGCAUGAUAUCCUCGCUUUGAUUCUUUAAAAACAUGAUAAUUUAAAAAUAAAAAAUUGAAUACUUAACUAAAUUUCGUAUUAGCGUGCCGAAAUAAUGCAAACGAAUUCUUGAUAAGUUUUUUUUUUCUCCUUCAAGCAAAAAGCAAUAAUUGUUAAUUAUGAAAGUAUUUGAAUCAUUUUCAUUCAUUUUCAAACUAAACAAAGAGCGAAGAUAUUGAAGAGUUAAUGAUGAGAAACUUGUUGUACAUAACUGUUUCAUCAUAGGAAAUUAAGGAUAACUUUUUUGAACCGAAUGUGAGCAAAAGCUUUCGAGUGAGAUCUGAUUUAUUCAUAUUUCUGGUCGCUCUCAUUGUAUAAAUAUUUUUAAACAAAAGUUUAGAUAACUAUAUUCCUGAAUUUUGUUUCUUAUAAUUAUACAGAAGAGCUUUUAUAUUCAUCGUCAAGCGUCUAAUUCUUCUUCUUAACAGUUAUGAAAUCCUUAAGCAAAAGUUCCUUCUUUAGAUUUCCAUUAUUUGAAUAAUUAUAUGUUGCUGACUUCGUUUCCAUUAAUAUUCAACCAUCUGUUACAAUAUUUAAUAUGUUCAUUUUAGUCAUACCGGAUGCAUAAUUUUCAAACUAAAACAUUUUCAUAAUUUUACAAUAUUCGCAUUCAAGGGGUUAUUAAUAGAAGAGAUAAUGAUAAUAAUCGAGGCGACAACAUUUAAGAUUCUGCCUUCGCAUAGUUUAAGGCGUACAUUACAUAAAUUAGAAGACCAAUAAAAAAGAUGAAUAAUAGAAACUUUGAUUUUAAUUGAAUAUUACGCUAGAUAGCUCCAAUUCACACACC
Molecule: messenger RNA, 3581 nt
Organism: Clunio marinus
Lineage: Eukaryota; Metazoa; Arthropoda; Insecta; Diptera; Chironomidae
Source: the annotation of a GenBank genome assembly